AUGGAACGUCUCUUAAAUAUGAUGAAACUAUAUGAAAUCAAAUGUUCACAAUUAAUUCAAUUUACAUAUGGUGAAGAUGGUCUUGUUGGAGAGAAUGUCGAAUUUCAAUCAAUUAUUUCAUUAAAACUAUCAAAUCAAUUAUUUGAAUGUCUCUGUAAAUUUGAUUUAACACAACGUGAAAAAUCUAUAAGAAAAUAUAUAACUGAUGGUGUCAUUCGUGAUUUGUAUCGUAAUGAAUCAUUAGAAUUAUUAGAUGAAGAAUGGAAACAAUUAAAUGAAGAUCGUUCAGAUUUACGUCAAAUAUUUCCAACAGAUGAUAUAUCAAAAAUAGUUUUACCUUGUAGUGUGGAACAAGUUAUUCGUGGUGUACAAAAAUUAACUGAACGUUUAAUUAUUGCUAAACGUGAUGAUCGUUUAUCACAAAUUCAUCGUCUAACUGAUGUUGCUUUUCAUUGGCUUUGUGAAGAAAUUGAAAUACGUUUUCAACAAGCACAAGUUCAAGCUGAAGAAAUAGUUGGAGCUUUAGCUGCACAAUCGCUUGAUAAACCAGCGACACAAAUGACUUUAAAUACUUUCCAUUAUGCUGGUGUUUCUGAUAAAAAUGUUACGUUAAGUGUUCCACGUCUUAAAGAAAUUAUUAAUGUUUCAAUAAAACCUAAAACACGUUCAUUAACUGUUUAUUUAACUGGACAAGCAACAAAUAAUGCUGAAAAAUGUAAACAAGUUUUAUGCAGAUUAGACCAUUGUACAUUAAGAAAAGAAACAGCUAAUACAACUCUUUAUUAUGUUCCUGAUCCACAAGACACAGUUAUUUCUGAAGAUCAAGAAUGGGUUAGUACUUAUUAUGAAAUGCCUGAUCAAGAUAUGACUAAUAUUUCACAAUGUUUUGGUGAUUGUCUUAAUGUUAUAUUUAAUGAUGAUAAUACUGAAAAACUUGUUCUUCGUAUUCGCACUGUCGAUCAAACAAAAUCAACAACAAAUAAUGCAGAUUCAACACG
Molecule: messenger RNA, 998 nt
Organism: Rotaria sordida
Lineage: Eukaryota; Metazoa; Rotifera; Eurotatoria; Philodinida; Philodinidae
Source: the annotation of a GenBank genome assembly